This is a messenger RNA of Anguilla rostrata (American eel), 993 nucleotides long. Its product is annotated as LIM zinc-binding domain-containing Nebulette-like. Gene Ontology annotation, cellular component: focal adhesion. Lineage: Eukaryota; Metazoa; Chordata; Actinopteri; Anguilliformes; Anguillidae. The transcript has 7 exons. The record is from RefSeq and is a predicted model, not a curated record. Gene Ontology annotation, molecular function: actin filament binding. The coding region runs from base 460 to 993 and encodes 177 amino acids.
UAGGAGAGUCCUUCCCCUCCCCAUUUAAAGAUGUUCCUCUACUCAACGCGCAGAGGUACCUGCUGGGGCUAUGUUGCUAAGAGAUUCUUCUUGUUCCACCGUAUGAUGUACUGCACGCCCUGUCUCUCUCGCAGCUUCAGCACAACCCUACGCCGAGGGUUUCCCCCUUCCGUGCUGUAGCGUCGCUUAAUAAACCGUCAGCUUGUUUUAGGUGCUGUGUCACACGCAUCAACGGCUCGAGUCCGUGCACCCUUCACUUACUGUAUCGAUUCAAGUCUAGCAGAACAACUAUCGUGGGAACUAACAGGAGAACCCGUGUACUGUUGUAGGCUACAUUUUUGUUUGUUGUUUUGUGUUUUGUGUCGGGAUGUGAGGUGACGUUGCUGCAUCUCCGCAAACCUAAUAUCUUCAGAAUUUGCGCGUAAGACGAGGGAAUAUUGUAUAUCUAGCUGAUUCAAAAUGAACCCCCAAUGUGCGCGCUGUGGGAAAAUUGUCUACCCGACGGAGAAAGUGAAUUGUCUGGACAAGAACUGGCACAAAGGAUGCUUCCACUGUGAGGUGUGCAAAAUGACUCUCAACAUGAAGAACUACAAAGGCUACGAGAAGAAGCCCUAUUGCAGCGCGCACUACCCAAAGCAGUCCUUCACCAUUGUGGCCGACACACCCGAGAACCUACGCCUGAAGCAGCAGAGUGAGCUGCAGAGUCAGGUCAAAUACAAAAAAGACUUUGAGGAGAGCAAGGGCAGAGGCUUCAGCAUUGUGUCGGACACACCAGAGCUGCAGAGACUGAGGAAGACCCAAGAGCAGAUCAGCAAUGCCACCGAGGCCAGCUCAUCCUCAUUAGUAUGUUACCCAGAACAACUGUCCGGUGGGGCCCUUAAUUUUUUUGGGCCGGUACAUGACUGCGAUGAUAAGUCCUCCUCACCACACCGAGUAUCACGGAGCAACCGUCCCGCCCACGCCAAGUGCGCCCAGAUGACAGGACAUGCCUGA